GCCUCUCCCUCUCUUCUUCUUCAGUGCAACCGGGCGUUCGCCUCUCUGCCUCUCCUCCUCCUCCUCCCUCUCUCUCCUCCUUAUCGGCAACAAGUCGAGGCUUGAUAUCUGUUCUAGGUCGGCAAGCUUGGUGGCCUGAUUGGGCUUGAUUGGUCUGGAGAAGUUUCUUGCAAACUGCGGAUGGCCUGCUUGGAGGAAAACCUGAUGGCAACUGACGAGAACGCCGUUGCCGAUCGCGCGGGCGGUGAAGACACCGCGGAUCAUCGCAACAAUCCUCUCGAUCCCGGCGACAUGGAUUUGUUAGGAGAAGGGCACGUACCCAAGGCGCGGAAGCCUUACACGAUCACGAAGCAGCGGGAGAAGUGGUCGGAGGAAGAGCACAAGCGGUUCUUGGAGGCCCUGCAGUUACACGGCCGCGCCUGGCGCCGCAUACAAGAGCACAUCGGCACCAAGACCGCCGUGCAAAUCCGGAGCCACGCGCAGAAGUUCUUCACCAAGGUUGUCAGAGAAUCGUCGGGGAGCAACAGCGGCCCGGGAGCUGCGCAGGCAAUCCAGAUCCCUCCGCCGCGGCCGAAGAGGAAGCCGGCCCACCCGUACCCGCGCAAGGUGGACGGCGCGGCCAAGAAGCACGCGCCGGCGCUCAAGCAGCUGGAGAAGCCACCUUCCCUGCGGAUGCAGUCUCUGCGCGAGCAGGACGACAGGUCGCCGACGUCGGUGUUGACCGCGGCGCAGACGAUGUUGCGAGCGGACGCGCUGGGUGGCGUGUUCUUCAACAGCUCGAGCGGCAGCAGGUCGCCGGCUCCGUCAGCCGCCGGUACAGAUGAGCAUGGCAACGGUGGUGGCUCGCCGGUCUCGUCGGUGGACAAAGAGGACGGAUGCAUAUCGCCAAGCAAAGUAUUAGCUGGGUUGGCUGUGAGAGCACCAAAUACCAAGGCACUCGGUGAUACAAAUGAAGUUUCUUGUAUAGCAUCAGAAGCUUCAGUCUUCAAGCUGUUCGGAAAGAAAGUUGCGGUGAAGGAUUCCUAUGAGCACCUACAGAACUCAAGAGACCUGAAAAUGGAUGAUUCACCUUCGAGCGUUACCCAGGCAACCAGAAACUCGUUUCCUUUUGUUUCCGCAGAAGGAAACUCGUGGAAUCCAUGGCCGAGCAGCAUGCAGCAGCUCAUGUACUUUCUUCCCCAGCCGGACGGUUUCAUCGCGCAAACCGUCGUGCCAUGGCUCGGUUACAACGGGAGCCUGCCUUGCGCGUUGUUCUACCCGCAGGCGGUGGCUUUGAAUCAGCAGCAGCACCAACCUUCAGAGACCCUAGAUCACAAAGGCAUGCAGAGGGAAGGUUCAUGGACAGGCUCCAACACGGCCUCUAGCGUCGUGCCAGCCGCAUCAGCGGCUCAGAAUUCAGACGCCGCAGAGUCUCAUGGCGGGCAAGAAAACACCAGCGAAAGCGACACGGCGCCUGCUGUUCCAUGGCUAACGGAGUGCCUGAGCUCGGCUUCCUUCAGCCGGAGAGGGUUCGUACCGUACAAGAGAUGCGCGGCCAAGAGCGAGGCGGUGCCGCGAUCAGUGGCACCCGGAGAGGAGGCAGACGGCGAACUGACGAGGCUGUGUUUGUAACAACUGGGAGCCGUCACUUUGCCAACUCACGAUACAUGCUUUGGAUGUUUGCUGGUUUUGCUCCGGCCGGUUUUCUUGAGCUGUUCAUAUGGCUCUGCUCCAGGAAGCUGACCUGCAUGCUGCAGCCUGCCUGCCACUUCUCUGAGGCAGCAGCUGUAAACCACAUAAGAUUUCCAGAAAUGAGGAGCAACCCUGUUUCUUACUCCUCAGUAUAUAGACACAUGUAGCUAACUGUGAUAUCCCACUUUUGUUCAGUGUGUGAUCAUGUAAUUUUGCCCCAACUUGGGAGAUUCAGGGGUCAGGAGCAGCCUGUACCAACCUGGAUCUCAGGUAGGGUUGUGUGUUAGUCUGACCACAUGUAAAACUAGGCCUGUACUAUCUGAAAGGAAUGUAAUGGGCAGAAGACGAAGGAAAUGUUGAACGCUCUGUUCAUCUGAA
Messenger RNA from Phragmites australis (common reed), 2049 nucleotides. RefSeq names its product protein REVEILLE 1-like. The coding region runs from base 181 to 1611 and encodes 476 amino acids. The transcript is spliced from 6 exons. The record is from RefSeq and is a predicted model, not a curated record. NCBI's taxonomy places the organism in Eukaryota, Viridiplantae, Streptophyta, Magnoliopsida, Poales, Poaceae. Gene Ontology annotation, molecular function: DNA binding.